Harmonia axyridis is the source of this 1309-nucleotide messenger RNA. RefSeq names its product F-actin-capping protein subunit beta (gene cpb). Gene Ontology annotation, biological process: barbed-end actin filament capping; negative regulation of filopodium assembly; regulation of lamellipodium assembly. Gene Ontology annotation, cellular component: F-actin capping protein complex; cytoplasm. The transcript has 5 exons. NCBI's taxonomy places the organism in Eukaryota, Metazoa, Arthropoda, Insecta, Coleoptera, Coccinellidae. The record is from RefSeq and is a predicted model, not a curated record. The coding region runs from base 141 to 968 and encodes 275 amino acids. Gene Ontology annotation, molecular function: actin filament binding.
AUGACAGUAUUCAUAGAAAUUAUAAAAGAAUAUAUUUGUCAGAUUCAGAAAUAUAUUUUUGAGAGGUUGAUCAUUAAUAUUUCUCAUAAGAUCAAAUUUAUUGUUUUCUUAAAUAUUUAAAUAAAUUUAAUAAAUUCAAUAUGGGCGAACAACAAUUUGAUUGCGCUUUAGAUCUGAUGAGAAGAUUACCCCCUCAAGAAAUCGAAAAGAAUCUGAGUGAUCUAAUUGACUUAGUUCCUAGUUUAUGUGAAGAUUUACUGUCAUCAGUAGAUCAACCUCUGAAAAUUGCUCAAGAUAGAGAAAGUGGCAAAGACUAUUUACUCUGUGACUAUAAUAGAGACGGAGAUUCAUAUAGAUCACCAUGGUCUAACACAUACUAUCCUCCUUUAGAAGAUGGAUCUAUGCCUUCAGAACGUUUACGUAAAUUAGAACUUGAUGCAAAUUAUGCAUUUGACCAAUAUAGGGAAAUGUACUUUGAAGGGGGUGUUUCAUCUGUAUAUUUCUGGGACUUAGAGCAUGGUUUUGCAGGAGUAAUAUUAGUGAAGAAAACCGGCGAUGGUAGUAAAAAGAUCAAAGGUUGUUGGGAUUCUAUACAUGUAGUUGAAGUACAAGAGAAGAGUUCUGGUCGGAUGUCACAUUAUAAAAUGACAUCUACCGCGAUGCUUUGGUUACAAACUAAUAAGCAAGGUUCAGGUACUAUGAAUCUUGGUGGUAGUCUCACUAGACAGACAGAGCAGGAUGCUCCAGUAAAUGAUGCUAAUCCCCAUCUUGUCAAUAUAGGACGUAUGGUUGAAGACAUGGAAAAUAAAAUCAGAAAUACUCUCAAUGAAAUUUAUUUCAGUAAAACUAAAGAUAUUGUCAAUAGUUUACGUUCUGUUCAACCUAUUUGUGAAACUAAACAACAACAAGCUUUAAAGCAGGAUUUAGCUGCUGCACUACAAAGGAGGCAUACAAAAGUAGAAAAUUAAGAAUAAAAUAUUCAUUAACCAAAAAUUAAAGAGAAAUGACAAGUUCUCCCUUAAAAGUAUAUAUAAAUAAAUUUCUUCUUUGCAUCAGGAAGAGCAAAAACAUAAAGUAUUUAUCACAUAAACCGCAUCUUUCAUAAAUUCAGUUUUUUACAUUUCACUUGCUUUUUCAUCCACAGUUGUUAAUUUUUAAGGCUUAAAAUAUUUUAUUCAGCUUAUCCUUAAAAGGUUAUGGUUUUUUGUACUAAUUAUCCUUAUUAUAUAGUAUUUUAUAAAACUAUUUUAGUCUCAAUAUUUUCAUAUUAUUGUAAUGUUAUAUUUUUGAUUACAUAGUAUUUAUUUCA